AUGUACCUGCUGAAAAAACGACUUGAACUGAACCAUGCAGGGCGGAUAAGCAGUGUAGCCUUGUUGAGGAACCCCCCUCGAAGGGCAAUCAAAAUAAGAGUGAAGAAUUUUGCAUAUGCUAGAAGCAUAUACGACUGCAGCACAUUGCAGGGAGAUGAGAAUUAUACAGAUACUUCUCAGGGUGUAAAUCUGAAGAAAACAUUGGCAUCAAAGUUUCUCCCCCCUGGGAAAGAUGCCAGUAGUAAGUAUAAUGAGAAUCUACGUAGUAUAUUUUUUUCCAACACCAUGGAUGACGUUAAAGACUAUUUUGAUAACAAUUCUAACGAAAUGAAAAAUCAUGAAUAUGUGUAUUUGUUAUUUAAAAUGUAUGAAAUUAUCUUUUCAAAUUUUUACAAAACGUACGAGUCUUGUGACAUUUUGAGGCUGGACAAUCCGCAGUUCAGAUUUGUGACCCUUAACCAGUACGUGGAUGACUGGGUAGGGAGAUAUGGUCGUAGCAGUCGCAAGAGGGAUAUAGGGACAGUAGGGGAGAAUGAAAUUAUAUUUUACGAAAAUGAUGAGCAUGAUGGCAUUUCUGAUAAUAUAUUCGAGAACGAGGGGAUUAAUCUGCCCAGUCACUCAAGCCACAAAGAAGUUAAGGAGCAUAACAUACGGGAAUAUUCUGAACGAUUGGAGGAGACGAAGGGAGAAAUGCACCAAGUGGAAGAGCACAACUGUGUAGUAGAUACUCCCUAUCUAGACGGAGAUACUAACCACACCGCAAGGAGUUAUUAUACUCCCCAGUUUAACCUUAACACAUUGAUGGAGAUACACCUUAGCUACGUGCAGUAUAUAGAAAAAUUAAACAUCAGGGAGAGCACAUGGAAGGAUUACGUAUCGUCCUUUAUGGCAAAAAAGUACGAAGAGUUGUAUGCAAAUGUGCUAAACGUAAUUUAUAAAAAAAUUUUUUUUUUUUCAUACAAGGAUAUUAUUAACUACCUCUAUAUAACGAAACGGAUUAACUUACAGUCCAUAGAGGAAGUCAGCAUGUUAGCAGAGAAUGUUAUUUCUCAAAAUAUAAAAUAUUUGGAUGAAGACGCUCUAGUGAAAGUAGCCUACAUAUAUUUGAACAAUUCCAACAAGGAGAAAAACAUUCAUCAGAUAGGGAGAUACGGAAGUAAAGACUUCCUAGAAACGUACUUAAGCUUAAUUCAAAUUAAGGUAAAGUCAAUGAAUAAUGAAAAUUUUGUAAAAAUUCUUGAAUACGUAAAUAGUAAUAAUUACAAGCAUGUUCAGAUUUUUAGAGACUUGAAAAACGAGGUGUAUAAGAGGUAUAAUAAUUUGACAGAGGAACAGAUAGUGAAGCUCUUCUUUUUGUACUCCAAAAAUAUGAAUGCGGCUGACGAUGUGUUGAUGCGUAAUUUUCUUAAGUCCAUAGUUGAUAUUUUUUCACAUGAGGAGGGGGAAGAGGAAAAGGGAGCUGUGGCAAAGGGGGUCAGUUGCCAGGGUGGUCCUGGGGUGGACAAGGUAUUCCAGUUAGACGAUGAAGGAAAUGGCGAAAGGAAACCCACGAUUGGCAUCCCUCUGUCUAUACUUCUGAACGGAAUAUGGACGAGUGCCAAGUAUUUUAAGGAUUACCCUUUUUUGCUGAUAAAGAGCGAAAGGAUAAUUCUGGAGAAUAUAAAAAAUUUUAGCGCCAGCACUGUUAGCAUGCUCAUUUGGGCUUACAGUACAGUCGAAGGAAAGAACCCCCAAGUGCGAUUCAGCAAUGAGUUAUAUUUCGAGUUGAAGGAGAGAGCGCUGGAGUUAUAUCAGAACAUGACUCCGAAGCAACUAUCCAACAGUUUACUUGGGUUAUCAAUUACCGUUGGGCGAACUGUAAGUUGGGAUGGGAAGGUGGACACAGAAAUGCAUGAGGUUGUUGAGCGUUACCUGUUGAAUAUGGGGGGGACUAAAAAAGGGGAUAACAACAUUGGGAAUGAGCCAAGGAUUCGUCUCCCAGAAAGGACAUUUCUAAAUCUGUGCACAUCAGAAGAUUUAUCAAACUUGUGUUAUGCCUAUUCGCUUGUUCGGAGUGGCAAUAGAGAAUUGCACAGUCUGAUCCAAUCGGCUAUUAUGAAGAAGCAGAGUGAUUUGUCCCCCCAGGAAAUUGCCAAAAUAGCAUAUGCGUAUGGUAAUAUGUACUUCUACUCAUCGUACACGUUGCUGAGUUCAUUACAGUAUGAAAUAUUACAACGGAUGCAUCAGUUUUGUCAUCACGAAAUAUGUGACAUCUUAUGGUGUUAUUGUAUUAACAGAUUUUUAGACGCCAACUUUUGGAAGUGUAUGUUACGUGUAAUUGAUAUGGAAAAAUUGGGAGACUCUCGGUGCUGUUUGUUGUACUCUUCUUUAUCCUAUGUCAAUCUCAUCGAUCCGUCCAUCUUGGAUUCGUACAACACGUUGCGGAUUUUUCACUUGGUUAGUGAAAAUUAUUGGCAAUUUCAGAUUGCGGAGUAUCUGCACAGUUUCGCGGAUGAUGUGGUAGAUGCAAUGUACAAGGAGAACACAUUGUUGUUGGGAUCGGAAGGUGAUAAAGAGGUACAGAAAGAAGCGCAAGGGGUAGAAGAAAAUAUAAGUGAUAUAAAUCGGGAUCAUCCCUUCGAAUGUGUGAAGAAGGCAUAUGAUUAUGAAGGUUUUCUAAUUGACAUCUACUUCGAAUAUAGCGGUAGGAGAUAUGCCGUGUUCCUUUACAGCGCACUGAACACAAGUUCAAGUGGGUACCCCUUGGGAGAGAGCGUUCUGAAGGCUAGGUACUUGAGAAAGAAAAACAUCAAAACGGUUCAUUUGCUUCACAGCAUAUGGAGCGAGUGUCGUGGGAAUCGAAUCGACUUGAUCUACGCGCAGUUGUGA
This is a messenger RNA of Plasmodium knowlesi strain H, 2868 nucleotides long. Its product is annotated as heptatricopeptide repeat-containing protein, putative. The transcript has a single exon. The coding region runs from base 1 to 2868 and encodes 955 amino acids. The record is from RefSeq and is a predicted model, not a curated record. NCBI's taxonomy places the organism in Eukaryota, Apicomplexa, Aconoidasida, Haemosporida, Plasmodiidae.